Molecule: messenger RNA, 2298 nt
Organism: Adineta ricciae
Lineage: Eukaryota; Metazoa; Rotifera; Eurotatoria; Adinetida; Adinetidae
Source: the annotation of a GenBank genome assembly
AUGGACGAAGUCAUGUCGUUUUUAGGUAUGAAUGUUGGUCAAGAACAAGAUGUCAGUGAUCUGAUGAAUGUCCGAGCGGAAUUAACACAAGAACGUGAUAAAUUGUUGGGUGAUAUCACACAAUUACGUCGUGAGCUCGACGAUGGUUCUUUGAAACAGACCGAUCUCGAAAAAAAAAUCCAUGAGUCCAAUGAGCAAAUCGUCACUUUGCAGGAAAAGAUCACUCAAGCGAAGAACGAAAACAUGAAAGAAACGAAGAAACGAGAACAAGUUGAAUUGGAAUUGAAAACAAGUAAACAAAAUUUGGAUCUCAAAAAUGCCGAAUUUAAAUCACAGGCGGCUCAAUUGGAAACUCAACAGCAAGAAUUGAAGAAAUCUCAACAACAUUUGCGACAACUAAAAGACGACAAUGUUCGUUUAACCAAAGAGAACCAAAUCCUUCAAGUUCGUUUAGACAAUUCUCGUACUCAAUUUACUGAACUUGUAACAACAAAUGAAAAACUUGCGAAUGACUGUGCACACCGUGUUACUGAGCUAAAGGAGAAAGAAGAUGAGUUAGUUCAAUUGCGCAAAGAACGGGACAGUGAGCAGAAGAAAAAAGAUCAUGUGGAAAAACGCCUUCGGACGGUGGAAGAUCAAAUUGGUGAAGCUGAACAAAAACGUGAAGCUCUACGUUCAGUAAUUGCAUCGUUGGAACACGAAAUCGAGCGCUUCAAAAAGAAUCAAGAAGAUAAUCGACGACAGAUCGAAAGUUUAACACGCGAACGGGAACAAUUGAAUAAAACAUGUCAGAAGUUAAUUGCUGAUAAUCAAAAGCAAACCGAUCAGGUGAAAACGUUCGAUCAAUCGAAGAAGACUUUGGAACAAGACAUCACGAAUUAUAAAGAUGAAGCGGGUAAACAACGAAAGAUUAUUCUUAAGAUGGAAAAAGAAAGAGAUCGUUAUAUCACUGAAGCUGGCCAGUUGACAAAUCAAGUUCUUGCUUUGAUGGAAGAAGUGAAAAAGAAAGAGUUGGAACUGUUUGAUCAAAAGAAGAAAAUUGCUGAACUGGAAACUCGACUCAAACAACAACAAAACUUAUACGAAGCGGUUCGAUCGGAUCGGAAUUUAUAUUCGAAGAACUUGAUCGAGACACAUGAUGAAAUUAGUGAGAUGAAACGCAAAUUGAAAAUCAUGAACCAUCAAAUCGAUCAGUUGAAAGAAGAAAUUCAAGGCAAAGAGCAGGAUCUCGUCCGUGCACAAGCUGAGCAUGAUAAAGUAAAGAAAGAAAAAGAACAACUGAUGGUCAAUGUAGAACAGCUGAAAAAAGAAGCAACGAAAAAAGAAGAAGCAUAUGCCAACCAAAAAUCGGAAUUCGAACGAUUAAAUAAACAACUAUCCGAAGCAACUGAUGAAAGAAAAAAACAACUCAAGCAACUGCAACAAGUAAUUGCCGAACGUGAUGUUCUUGGUACACAACUCGUCCGUCGAAAUGACGAACUUGCGCUUCUUUACGAAAAAUUGAAAAUCCAACAAUCGACUUUGAACAAAGGCGAAUUGCAAUACAAAGGUCGUUUAGAAGAUUUACGUUUGUUGAAACUGGAAUUGAAGAAAUUACGUCACGAGAAAGGCACUUUACAAGAUAAAGUCGCCAAUACCGAUGAUCUCAAACGCGAAGUGUUCCAAGUUCAACGAGAAUUACUACGAGAACGUACACGUUGCCGAGCAUUGGAAGAAGAACUGGAAAAUCCGAUGAAUGUUCAUCGAUGGAGAAAAUUAGAAGGUAGUGAUCCAUCAACCUACGAAUUAAUACAAAAAAUUCAAUUGUUACAAAAACGACUAAUACAAAAAACAGAGGAAGUCGUACAAAAAGAAUUAUUAAUUCAAGAAAAAGAAAAAUUGUAUGCAGAAUUGAAGCGUAUCUUAGCUCGUCAACCGGGUCCUGAAGUAGCUGAACAGUUAUCGAUUUACCAGGAAACGCUGAAAGCUAAAACCAAGCAAUUGAAAUCGUUGGCUAGUGAAGUAAACAUGUACGAGAAUCAAAUUGAUGAUUACAAAUACGAAACUGACAAGUUAAAUCGGCAAUUGGCCGAAGUUCGACAGAAAUAUUUCUUACAGAAGAAACGAGAAGCUAUGGCACGUGAACGUGAUCGUCUUUCUCAAACGCAACAACAACUCACCACAACAGUUAAUGGAAUUACUUUACAACAACCAGCACCUGAUCUCAUUCAACCAAAUCGAUCGAGUGAUCAACCUCGUUUCACCGGCGGUGGUUUCAAUCUUCGAGCAACAUCCCGAACUCCUGUUGUCAAUGCCUAA